GCCCGAGUGGCCUCCACUUUCUCCCAUUCUUUUAUUUUCUCUAUUCCAUAUGGCUGCCGGCGAGGAAUCUUUAAAUAUAUCAUCAGACGUCGUCGAGCUCCAAAUUGAUGCUUCUCUUUCCCAUAUUCAUCAGCGUUCCCUUGCUUUUGUUCUAGUCAUGCGAUGGCAUGGUAGGGGAAAAUGAAAGUUGGGAGCGAAUUAAGCAAGGGAAGAAACAGUUUGCCACAGAGAUCUAGCAAGAGUACUGGUGCUUGUCUUGGUG
Molecule: messenger RNA, 262 nt
Organism: Linum tenue
Lineage: Eukaryota; Viridiplantae; Streptophyta; Magnoliopsida; Malpighiales; Linaceae
Source: the annotation of a GenBank genome assembly